Hymenoscyphus albidus is the source of this 2146-nucleotide messenger RNA. NCBI's taxonomy places the organism in Eukaryota, Fungi, Ascomycota, Leotiomycetes, Helotiales, Helotiaceae. The record is from the annotation of a GenBank genome assembly.
CACAAAGUCACAUUUAAUUUUGUGUGACCCGGAAAUAAGAGUCAUACUUAAGCAAUGGGGCUAUUUGUUUUGGUUCAUUUUUUGGGCUUAAUAUUUAGUUGCUCUUCUCUUAGAAUUCAUCUCAUGUUCAAAAACAAUUUAUCUGACUUUCUUGUGAUAUUCCGAAAGAUCCGAUCUUUUUGAUAUUCCUCUGUUGACUGUAUCACCGCCACCCGCGUUUUCAAACUCAAAACACUUAUUGGGCAAAGCUCAAAUGAGUGAGAAUACCUUUGAAUUUCAACUACUUUGUUCUAUACUCGGCUUUCCAAAAUCCGAAAUGAGCGAUUUUUGUUACCAGCCUUCGAGAGUUGUGAGGUACGUCGAGUUUGCACGACACGAGAUCCCACGUCAGCCGUGAUUGUGAUUUACUCGGAAUCCGAUCCCGAAGCUUGACCUCAUGACGAAUUGUUCUUAUCGCCUCAUUCUUUUCUUGUAUAUUGACAUGAGAUCAUCACUGAUAUUCCUUCGAUUCCCAGAUUCUCCAAGGUCUCAUCACGAAGUGUUUCACCAAAACCAAGAAAGAUGCCGGCUUCUUUAUAUUGCACCUCAACAACACUAGCUCCAUCUGUGUCAUCAGUCCUUCCCACUUCUCCACCAUCCACUUCUUACGAUGGCCUCCCUACCCCACCUCCAACGCCAACUAAGUCUUCGGGUCCAAUUCUUGGUUCGGAUGUUUCCGACUUGGUAACAUCUACAUCUAAACAUGUCAAAUCGAUACCCUCACUAUACACCCUCCCAACCGAAAUUCUUCUCCAAGUCAUCUCUUACCUCCCAACUGCCGCUUACCCGUCUCUCAUCCAAACCUCUCAUCAGCUCCAAGGACUUUUCAACAAUCACGCCUCUUCUAUCAUCGCAACACAGAUUCAAACCCAUCACUCUCAUACGACAUCUCUCCUCCAAGCUACCUUUAGCGCUGAAGACUCAUCCGGGAACUUAUGGCUUGUCCCUACCCACCCAUCGGUCCUCCUUGCCGAAGAGGGCAUGUGGGAUCAGGAGGGCUCCGUCGACACCCUCCAGACUCUUGACUACGGGCCAAGAACAGCAAUGAAACAAUCCCUACGACUCACCCAACCAGGUCCUCAAUUCCUCCUGUUCUUAGAAAGAAGAGGGUGGGAGAUUGACACCAGAUUCGCAAUGAUGUCUCAGCUCCAACAAGUUAGCUCUGAAGAGAGGCUGCAAAGCGAAGAGGCUCUGAGCUGGGCUCUGGAACGUUAUAGUAUCCGACCUUUUCUAUCUGAGUUGGCUUCGUUUGUUGGCUUCGAUAUGCCUGCAACCAAUAACGCCAGGAACGUCGAGACCAGAGCUCACAAGGCACCCAAACAACCAUCACUCGGUUCUAGAAUGAGAAACAAAUUUCGUGGUGCAAAGCUCACGGUAUUUCCCAAGCCCACUCCCCCACAACAAGAGGUUGAAAAGCGUUCCCUCCUCUUCGGCGAGGUCGAACCAGAAGCAAACACCAUCAGCGCUCCAACAAGUCCCAUCUCAACGGAAAAUUGCACAGUCAGAGAAAUUGAGAGUACAUCACCAAGACCUUUGUCUCAUCGCCAUCCAUUCACAGACUCCCUCGGUUGGUACUUUAACAUGAAUCAUGUCGUCUUAAAUAAGGACUCAUCUGCUCCCGUAACGGUAUAUGAUUCUGAGGAAGUGGAAGAUGAUGAGGAUAUGUUUGAGCUCGGCGAUUUGUAUGUUGAGAAGGGUGUGAAAGCCAGUCUUUGGAGAUGGAGGAGGGGUGUGGAGAAGAAGGUUGCGAGGGGGAAAAAGAGUGUUGGCGGGUUCUUUAAGGGGUUGAGGUGUGGGACUUCGGAUAGUUUGAGGUCUGAUGUUAUCUGAUUGGUAUAUGAUUGGAGUUAGUUCACAAUGUGGGUUUAUUGGGCUAGGGCCGAGGGCUGGGGACUUGGAAAGGUACAGCACAUCUCGUCACGGCGUUGUUUAGCGAUGCAUUGUUUUGGAAUGGAUUUGGACCUUGGGGUUUCGGUCUGGGGAAGGAUGCAUUCGGUACACGGUCUGCAUGGCGAUUCGAGUAUACCGAUUGUAAUUGUACUGGGGAAGCGCUGGUCUCGUUUUCUAUCCACUUUCCCACGUGGCUGGGUUUUCAUUAUAUCGCAGA